AUGGCGAUGGUAGACGUAGAGUACAGAUGCUUCGUUGGAGGGCUCGCAUGGGCUACCGAUGAGCAAUCCCUGCAUUUGGCGUUCAGUCCUUACGGGGAGAUUAUCGAAUCGAAGAUCAUUAACGAUUGGGACACUGGGAGGUUGAGGGGAUUUGGAUUUGUGACCUUCGGCAACGAGAAGGCAAUGAUAGACGCCAUUGAAGCAAUGAACGGCCAAGAUCUUGUUGGCCGUAGAAUUAUUGUUAACGAGGCUCAGACCCGAGGCAGAGGUGGCGACAACAAUUGUCGCGAGGGUAGUUAUAACCUUGGUGUUGGUUAUGGUGACAGCGGAUACGGUGGCGAACGUGAUUGCGGUUAUGGUGAUGGUGGAUCCCGCUAUUCUAGAAGUGAUGGUGAUAGAAGUCUGUAUAGUUUGUCUCGGGAUGGUGAUAGAAGUCUUUGGAUACUUGACUCGGGAGCCACCGAUCACAUGACAUUCGAUGAAAAUGAUUUUUCCAAAAUAUCUCAACCCCGGCGCACUUGCGUUUCUAAUGCCAAUGGGGUCCUUCCCCAAUUUCUACAAUAUCUGGUUUCCGCUGGCUUGUGA
Molecule: messenger RNA, 585 nt
Organism: Malania oleifera
Lineage: Eukaryota; Viridiplantae; Streptophyta; Magnoliopsida; Santalales; Ximeniaceae
Product: glycine-rich RNA-binding protein-like
Exons: 1
Coding region: 1-585 (194 amino acids)
Molecular function (GO): mRNA binding
Source: RefSeq, a predicted model, not a curated record